This is a messenger RNA of Sphenostylis stenocarpa, 294 nucleotides long. The record is from the annotation of a GenBank genome assembly. Lineage: Eukaryota; Viridiplantae; Streptophyta; Magnoliopsida; Fabales; Fabaceae.
AUGAAAAAUCGACUGUUUUCUUUUCUCAGAAAAAAACCUAGAAAAGAAGAAGAGUCACUAAGACAAGAGCUAGGUAAGCAAGAAGGAGAGGCUAGAAAAGGCGGGGCAAGGGGCUCUCCAUCUCUAGGAAGAUUGUGUCUAGGAUCUGGUAAUCUAAGUUCUGGUCGGCUUGUAUUAGCCUGUGCUUUAUUACAGUUCCAGGCUUUCCUCUCCCUAAUGAAGAAAGAAAGAAAGAAAGAAAGAAAGAAAGAGGAUGCGCGCCUUAACUUAAAAGAGCUAACGCGCUUGGCUUGA